Messenger RNA from Ananas comosus (pineapple), 2074 nucleotides. RefSeq lists its product as uncharacterized. NCBI's taxonomy places the organism in Eukaryota, Viridiplantae, Streptophyta, Magnoliopsida, Poales, Bromeliaceae. The transcript is spliced from 9 exons. Bases 122 to 1708 code for a protein of 528 amino acids. The record is from RefSeq and is a predicted model, not a curated record.
ACGGAGAGGAGAAAAAGGCGGCGGCGGCGGCGGCGGCUGCUGGAAACCCUAGCAAUCUCCGUCGAGAAGGGAUCUGAUCGAUCAGUGCUACUGACUGACUGACUGACUGACUGACUAAUCAAUGGAGGAGGGAGGGGAGGAGAUUCAGCAGAAGCGGCGCCCUUCAGAAGAAGAAGAACAAGAAGAAGGCCCCAAGUCCCAGCCCCAGCAGCCCCAGCAGCCCCAGCAGCAGCAAGGCGGCGGCGGAUGGCGAGGUUGGGGCAUCUCUUCUCUGUCCGUCUUCUCCGACCUCCAGAAGGCCGCCGAAGAGAUCUCUCGAAAUGCGGUUGAGGUUGCCAAGAAUGCGGCGAAAGGCAUCACGGAGAUGCAGCAGCCUUCUUCUCCCGCCGCCACUGCCGACCCUUCGGAAUCUGCCGCCGAGCACGAUGCUUCCGACCUCGGCGGGGAGGAGAGCGAGAGCGAGAGCGAUGGCGAUCGGCUCCGGCGCUCCGCCCUCGACAGACUCGAGAAAGCCGGCGAGGAUUCUCUCCUUGGCCAGGGUCUUAAAGCCUUUGACAGUUCUGUGGAGAGCUUCACAUCGGGCACAUGGACUGCGUUAGGUAGCGCUUGGAAGGGGGGUUCCAACCUUGUCCACAUGCUGGAAAGUUCAGCUGCAAACCUUGCAGAUACCAUUCAGCAAGGUAGUCUGCCGGCUAAAGCCUCGUCUCUUGCACCAUCUAUUAUAGAGACGGGAAAGUCGUUUACAGCAAAGGGUAUGGAAGUGCUCGAGCGCGUUGGGAAAGAGACCAUGGAACUGCUUAUUGAAGAGACUGGUCUCGAAGUGGAGCAGAGCCAUGAUGAGGUCGAUCAGCAAGCUGAAGAGGAACAGUUUGAGGAAGUAACAUUUGAUAGAUGCUUCUAUAUCUAUGGAGGUCCUGAUCAGCUAGAGGAACUUGAAGCAUUGUCAAGCCACUACGCGUUGUUAUUCAACAGGAGGAAGGCAAAACUAUUAUCUGAGCAAAAAUCAUUCUACGACGGAAAACUUAAGGAGAUCCAGCAGAUCUUCAAUCUAGGUACCGAAUACGAGGAAAGCGGACAAGAUUCGGAUAAAGGAAAAGGCAUUGAAACAGCAGAUAUUGACGGGGAUGUGGAAAUGAAAAAAUUGCGUGACUCAAGUGUCAGCAAGGCUGCUAAUAUGGCUGCAGGGUUCACAUCUGCCCUAGGAGGUCUUGCUGCAAACGAAAUCAUGCAACGAACUACUGAUAGACUAGAAACUCUUCAUUCAGAGGGUGUUCAUAGACUGUCAGAGCUUUGUUGCUUUGCAGUAUCGCAGCUCCUGACGCUUGGAAAGUCGGUUAUCUCUAGUGCAAACAAAGCGAAGAGUGAGGAAUCAGAUGGAGAUAAUGAAAAGAUUGACUGGCCUGAAGAUUCUGUUCUAAAAGCUAAGAUUAUCAGAUUCAAGGCCCAGUCCAUGUCUGGGGAUGUGGAAAGAGUUUCUAGCAGUUUCAUGACAGGGAUCUCGGACAUAAUAGAAGCUUAUCUAGCAGCCAUACAAAGUGCCUCCUCUGAUAAACAGGAUGGCCUUCCGCAGCAGAAGUCGAUACAAGAAAAAGCUAAUGCAAUAUCCUAUCAUCUCCGUGCUGAUCAAACAAGUGCACUAGGCAAGAUACAAGAUGCGCUCCAGUACCUAGCGUAUGUGGUUCUCUCUACGUCGAUGCCAAGUGUAUGAUAUUAACCCCCUGAUUAUAGUUAUCUGCUCGAGUCAUUCCAUUUGCGUGCCAAUAGUGUCUGUACAUGAGCUAGCAAUAUUUCCUGCUUUGACAUUUAGAGUUAGUGCGACCUUAUUAGGUGAUAUUGAGAUUACUCAGAUUACACUUGUUUGUUAUGGCUUGCCCUUUUCUGUUCUUUUCUUUUUUCUGUCUUUCUGAAAUGCCCGGGCAGUAUGAGCUGGCAUUUUGCGCCCCCCCCCCCUACAAAAUAUCUCCUGAUUUUGUUUCUCUUGUAAUUUUUUUUGGAUUCUUAUGUUUUACAACCAUACUUGGUGUAAGUUACAUCAUUUGUGUCUGAUCAAAUUAUGGAAUUUCUCCAAACGUCA